AUGUGGAGUCUGCUGUUCGCCCUGGCCGCGUGCGCGCCUGCCGUCGGCCCAAGUCUAGGGGCGGCCGACGCCUCAGUGCUGGGUCUUGCGCCACCCGCGACCACUGAAGCCUCGGUCUCGACCCCCGCUCCGCAAAGCAACCCGGCACGGCCACCCGCGGAGAAAGGGAACGGGACUACAGGACAGAAUGUCCGGAUUCGAGUCAUCAAGAAGAAAAAAGUCAUCAUGAAGAAAAGAAAGAAGAUAACUGGCCCCAGUCCCCCAGUGACUGCCAAUCCUGCAAAGACCUUUGACCCCCCUAAGGAGCAAAAACCAGACUGUCCUCCUUUGGGCCUGGAAUCCCUACGAGUUUCAGACAGCCAGCUUGAGGCAUCCAGCAGCCAGUCCUUUGGUCUUGGACCACACCGAGGACGGCUCAACAUCCAGUCAGGUCUGGAGGAUGGUGAUCUGUAUGAUGGUGCCUGGUGUGCUGAGCAGCAGGACGCCGAGCCGUGGCUUCAGGUGGAUGCUCGGCACCCCACUCGCUUCUCAGGUGUUAUCACACAGGGCAGGAACUCUAUUUGGAGGUACGACUGGGUCACAUCAUACAAAAUCCAGUUCAGCAAUGACAGUAGGAGCUGGUGGGGAAGCAGGAACCGCAGCACUGGCAUGGACGCAAUAUUUCCAGCCAAUUCAGACCAAGAGACCCCAGUGCUGAACCUCCUGCCGGAGCCCCAGGUAGCCCGUUACAUUCGCCUGCUGCCUCAGACCUGGCUCCAGGGAGGUGCAGCUUGCCUCCGGGCAGAGGUCCUGGCCUGCCCAGUCUCAGAUCCUAAUGGCCUGUUCCCUGGGGCCUCUGUACUGGAAUCCUCUGAUCCUCUGGAUUUUCGGCAUCACGAUUAUAAGGCCAUGAGGAAGCUGAUGAAGCAGGUGAACGAGCAGUGCCCCAACAUCACUCGCAUCUACAGCAUCGGAAAGAGCCACCAGGGCCUGAAGCUGUAUGUGAUGGAAAUGUCGGACCGCCCUGGGGAGCAUGAGCUGGGAGAGCCCGAGGUACGCUACGUGGCCGGUAUGCACGGAAAUGAGGCCCUGGGGCGGGAGUUGCUUCUGAUGCUGAUGCAGUAUUUGUGCCGUGAGUUCCUCCGUGGCAACCCACGGGUGACCCGGCUGCUGACAGAGAUGCGCCUUCACCUGCUGCCCUCCAUGAACCCUGAUGGCUAUGAGACCGCCUACCGCCGGGGCUCGGAGCUGGUGGGCUGGGUAGAAGGCCGCUGGAACUACCAGGGCAUUGACCUUAACCACAACUUUGCUGACCUCAACACACCACUGUGGACUGCAGAGGAUGAUGGGUUGGUGCCUCACACUGUCCCCAACCAUCACCUGCCACUGCCUACUUACUACACCUUGCCCAAUGCCACUGUGGCUCCUGAAACACGGGCUGUGAUCGAGUGGAUGAAGCGGAUCCCCUUUGUGCUAAGCGCCAAUCUCCAUGGGGGUGAGCUCGUGGUGUCCUACCCAUUCGACAUGACUCGAACCCCAUGGGCUGCCCGUGAACUCACUCCCACUCCCGAUGAUCCUGUGUUUCGCUGGCUCAGCACUGUGUAUGCUGGCACUAAUCGGGCCAUGCAGGACCCGGACCGCCGCACCUGCCACAACCAAGACUUCUCCUUGCAUGGCAACAUCAUCAACGGGGCUGACUGGCACACUGUUCCUGGGAGCAUGAAUGACUUCAGCUACCUACACACCAACUGCUUUGAAGUCACUGUAGAGCUAUCCUGUGACAAGUUCCCGCAUGAGAAUGAGCUGCCUCAGGAGUGGGAGAACAACAAAGAUGCCCUCCUCACCUACUUGGAACAGGUGCGCAUGGGUAUUACAGGAGUUGUGCGGGACAAGGACACGGAGCUUGGGAUUGCUGAUGCUGUCAUUGCCGUGGAGGGGAUUAACCAUGACGUAACAACAGUUUGGGGUGGGGAUUACUGGAGGCUGCUGACACCAGGGGACUAUGUGGUGACUGCCAGUGCUGAGGGCUACCAUUCAGCAACACGGAACUGUCAGGUCACCUUUGAAGAGGGCCCUGUUCCCUGCAAUUUCCACCUCACCAAGACACCCAAACAGAGACUGCGAGAGCUGCUGGCAGCAGGGGCCAAGGUGCCCCCUGACCUUCGGAGGCGACUGGAGCGGCUGAGGAAACAGAGAAAUUAGAAGAAUUCUCCAGCUGAGAUGCCCUAUAGCCUUGGGCAGGCUGGACCUGUCCAGAACUGAAGGAAAGGGUGGAGAGAGGGGAGGGAGGGACUAGGGGAGAGGUGUUCAGGCUCAUUAAAGCUAUCUGGCACGUCAGC
Orycteropus afer afer is the source of this 2318-nucleotide messenger RNA. RefSeq names its product carboxypeptidase X, M14 family member 1 (gene CPXM1). NCBI's taxonomy places the organism in Eukaryota, Metazoa, Chordata, Mammalia, Tubulidentata, Orycteropodidae. The record is from RefSeq and is a predicted model, not a curated record. Gene Ontology annotation, biological process: proteolysis. Gene Ontology annotation, molecular function: metallocarboxypeptidase activity; zinc ion binding.